This is a messenger RNA of Radiomyces spectabilis, 782 nucleotides long. RefSeq lists its product as uncharacterized. The coding region runs from base 33 to 596 and encodes 187 amino acids. Gene Ontology annotation, molecular function: peptidyl-prolyl cis-trans isomerase activity. The transcript has 7 exons. The record is from RefSeq and is a predicted model, not a curated record. NCBI's taxonomy places the organism in Eukaryota, Fungi, Mucoromycota, Mucoromycetes, Mucorales, Radiomycetaceae.
UUCCAGUUGACUUUUCACUCCACCAUUUCGCGAUGCUGUCUUCCUUAUGGUUCAAAGUAUUACUGUGCAUAGCUCUCGUCUCUAGCUCCUUACAGCAAUCAGCGCCCGAACCACCGACAAAGCUUAUGGGAGGUGUCCUUCAUAAACCUUCCAAGUGCUCAUCAACGGUGUCGACCAAUACAAAAGUCAAAUUACAUUAUACUGCUCGGCUUUGGGGUAGUGAAAAGGUGUUUGAGAACACUUAUGGCGGUGAACCAGUGCAGUAUCAUCUCGGACGUGAUAAAAUCAUGAAAGGACUUGAGGACGGCAUUCAGGGUAUGUGUGUCGGCGAAGUGCGACGAUUGCUUAUUCCGGCCGAACUGGCUUUUGGAGAUUUUGGCAUUCCAGGUCAAGUGCCAGCAAAUACAGCGGUAAUUUACGACGUUGAAUGCUUGAAAGUGGACAGCCCAUUCCGAAAUCCUUGGUUUUGGUCAGGCGUUGUUGCCAUUGCUCUCGCGUACGUUUACUUUGACCGCAUGGCAAAAGCAGAGGACGCGACAAAGGCGGCCAAAUUUUUGGAAAAAUCAAACAAGGAAACUGUGGACAAGUCAUCUUAAACUGUACCCUCGCUUUGUUGGGCCAUUGCUCAGAUGCUCUUUUCUAUGAUUCAGUAUAAUAUGUACGAGUCAUAGUGCUUUUUAUCUUAAUGAAAGUUUAUACAAAUCAGCGGGUGUCCCACAUGGUUUUUUCACGAUUAUGAGUAUCCCUGUUAUCUUUCAAGGUUUUGUGAAAAUAUUCUCAAC